GAUAAAGCUCGUCCGGACCUCAUCAAGGUCCUGACCUACAAUUCUGCUUCCGCGGUCGAGUGGCUGCAGGAUGUCUUCAACCUCGAUUUGACGCUAGUUUCCCGCCUGGGGUGAGUUUUGCUUUGUAACCGGACACUCUUGGUGACUUCGAGCCAUCAUGCUAAUUCUGCGCAGUGGUCACUCCCAGCCCCGCACACACCGUGGUCACGAUGCCAAGUUCCCCGGAAUGGCCAUCACCUACGCCCUCAUGCAACGGUUAGAAGAGCUCACCGAGUCGGAGCCCGACCGUGUCCAGAUCAUCAAGAAGGCCCGCGUUACCUCCAUCAACAAGUCCGGGAAUACUGUGACAGGUGUCACCUACGAGUACAACGGCGAGACGCACACUGCUGAUGGUGUGGUCGUCCUGGCCACCGGUGGCUACGCUGCCGACUUUGGCGAUGGAUCACUGCUCAAGCAGCACCGUCCGGACACCUUCGGGCUGUCCAGCACCAACGGCACCCACGCCACGGGUGAUGGCCAGAAGAUGUUGAUGGAGAUCGGCGCCAACGGAAUCGACAUGGACAAGGUCCAAGUGCACCCCACGGGUCUUGUCGACCCCAAGGACCCCACCGCCAAGUUCAAGUUCCUGGCUGCUGAGGCGCUCCGUGGUGAGGGUGGUCUUCUCCUCAACUCGGACGGUGAGCGGUUCUCGGAUGAGCUGGGUCACCGUGACUACGUCUCUGGACAGAUGUGGAAGGAGAAGGAGAAGAACAAAUGGCCCAUCCGCCUUGUGCUCAACAGCAAGGCCUCCAAUGUGCUCGACUUCCACACUCGUCACUACUCCGGCCGUGGCUUGAUGAAGAAGAUGACCGGCAAGGAACUCGCCAAGGAGAUUGGCUGCGGCGAGGCUGCCCUCAAGAAGACCUUCGACGACUACAAUGCCAUCGCCGAUGGCAAGAAGAAGGACCCCUGGGGCAAGCGUUUCUUCCACAACCUGCCUUUCAGCAUCGAUGAUGACUUCCACGUGGCCCUUAUGGAGCCCGUUCUUCACUUCACCAUGGGUGGUAUUGAGAUUAACGAGCACGCCGAGGUCCUGAACAGCGAGCAGAAGCCCUUCGAGGGUCUCUACGCCUGCGGUGAGCUUGCCGGCGGUGUCCACGGCGCUAACCGCCUGGGUGGCUCUUCGCUCUUGGGCUGCGUCGUCUACGGCCGUGUUGCCGGUGACAGCGCCAGCCAGUUCCUCUUCAAGCGUCUCCUCUCCGGUGGCGCGUCCACCGCACAGCAGCGUCUGGGCCAAAUCUCCCUGCACAUCGACCCGUCAACCCCGGGCAAGAUCGCCGUCGAAUGGACUGGAGCCGGUAGUGGCCGCGAAGUCUAGCGCCACCCCCGCGGGUGCCCCGGAGUCUGCCAAGCCCACCAGCCCGGCCAAGUUCAGUAUUCCCGAGACGGAGUACUCCAUGGAGGAGGUGGCCAAGCACAACAAGAAG
This is a messenger RNA of Aspergillus brunneoviolaceus CBS 621.78, 1466 nucleotides long. RefSeq names its product putative fumarate reductase Osm1 (gene osm1). Bases 158 to 1357 code for a protein of 399 amino acids. NCBI's taxonomy places the organism in Eukaryota, Fungi, Ascomycota, Eurotiomycetes, Eurotiales, Aspergillaceae. The transcript is spliced from 2 exons. The record is from RefSeq and is a predicted model, not a curated record.